Molecule: messenger RNA, 2003 nt
Organism: Paramecium sonneborni
Lineage: Eukaryota; Ciliophora; Oligohymenophorea; Peniculida; Parameciidae
Source: the annotation of a GenBank genome assembly
AUGAAAAAAUGGGAUGAUGACGCAAGGUUAAAGAGUUAUGUAAAUAAAAUUCUAAAUGUGAAAUCAACAUUAACUAACAACUAAAAAACUACUUCAAAAAGUAAAUGAUACUAUUUAUUUUGAAAUUAGAAAGAAUUAAUAGAGAUACUGAGUAUAGUAGCAAUGCAACAAAUCGUUCAAAUUUAACAGACUUUAAAGACAGCAUUCUUUAUAAGUAAUUUGAAUGUAUUAUAAAUAGAUAAUUAAUGGAAUAUAGUUUAUAAUAAUAUACAAAUAAAUUAUUGUUAAGAGGAUAUAAGAAUGGUCUGUAAUAAUUAGCAUAACAAUCUUAAGAAAUCUAGAAUUUAGUAUUAUAAGAAAUAAAGUUAUUACCUGGUCAUAGAUAAAAAUUUUUAGAUUUAUUCAAACAUUUAAAUGACAAUUUAGGAUCUAACAACGACAAUAAUAAUUAGCAAAUAAAUCAUAAUAAUUUUGCCUAAAAUAGAAAUACUUUACCUGGUUAAUUAAAUUCACAUGGAUAAUUUGAAUAAACUAAAGAAGUAUACAUGGAAAUAUUAAAACCAAUAAAUAGAAGAGCUUCAAUGAAAAAUUUUUCACCUUAACAAGAAUAUACCUAAAUUAAACCUAGAGUAUUACCUAAAUUGGAAUAAGUUUCAAGUAAGGGAAAAAAAGAAAGGAAUACUUAAAUUGAAGAAGUAACUUCUAAAUAAGUUGAUUAAUAAAUAAUAAAUCUUCAAAGUACAUAAAUGUCUAACACAAAAGAGAUUGAUAUAAAACCACUAAACAAAACUACUAAAAAUUCUCUAUCAAAAUCAAAUUAAACAAAGAAAAUAUUGUAGGUUUAAAAAUAACACUAAGAUAAUAAACCUAUUAAAUUUAUUAAUAAAUUAUUAUUGAUAAAUGGAAAAAACAAUAAUGAAAUUAAUUUAGAAAGAGAAUAAAUAAAUUUAAUGUAUUAAUCUUUUGACAAUGGAAGAUUAGCAUCAACAUUAAUUAACAUUGAUAUUGAAGAAAUAAGUUAUUGUGUUGGGAUUUCAAUUAAAAAUAUGAUGGUUAUAGCUGACUUAGAUAUAAUAAAUAAUUUUAAUUCAAAUGCAUUAUUAUAGACAGAUGAUAAAUAAUCUUGUUAAUCAGAUAGUAUUAAAAAAAAUAAUAUUAGAUUAAAAUAUUAUAAAUGAUGAAAAUGAUCAAUUCUUUGAAGAUUAGACUUUUCCAUUAUAGUAAGAUGAUAAUAAUGAAAAAUAAUCAUCUUAAUAAGAAAAUUUAGAUUAAUAUCAAGAUGAAGAGUUAAAAGAAAAUUAUAUUGAAAAUUUAGAAAAUGAUGAUGAACAAAACAGCAAUACUGAAUUAAAUUAUUAGAAUGAAUAAUUCUAACAAGAAGAAGAAAAUAAGUUAUUAUUUUAUUCUAUAUUUUAAGUUAAUAAUUACCUAAAUCAUAAUUUUCAGUUGAUACAACUUUAAAUUUAUAAGAAUCAAUAUUGUUUUAUAAAGUAUUUAGUGAUAUGGAAAUGUAAAAUUAUAUACCAAAUGUGGAUAUAAUACAAAAUUAUUGUAAAAAUAUAAUGAUAACAACUAAAAUGGAAAGGGAAGUAGCAAUUAUAUCAAUGAUCUAUAUAAAUAGAUUAUUAGAUUAUAAUAAAGGUUUAGAAAUAAAUUGUUUAAAUUGGCAGAAAAUAUUAUUUACAUCUUUAGUAAUGGCUUCUAAAAUAUGGGAUGAUGAAUCAUUUGAAAAUAAUAAUUUUGCAAAGGUUCUACCAUAGUUUUCAACUGUUUAAAUUAAUGAGAUGGAGAAAGUAUUUUUAAAAUUAAUUGAAUAUCAUUUAUAUGUAAAUUCAGGAGAUUAUGCUAAAUAAUAUUUUUUAUUGAGGACUUAUGCAGAUAAAAAAUAAAGAAGUUAUGCUGUAAAAUAAUUAGAUAUUGCAACUGUUCUUAGAUUAUAAAGAGGUGGUUAAUAAUUGAUAACCAAACAAUAAUUUAUAAAUACUUAAAAUAAAAGUUUUUGA